AUGAGCACUCUUCAAAAUGCCCAGAGUGGUAAAACCACAAAUGGACAGUCCGAGAAGACAGGCCACGAUAAAAAACCUAUUAUUCAGAGCCAGAGAUUUAGUCACAAAAGAAAGCAGGUGGAGGACACAAGGAAAGGUGGGUCCACAGUAGCUGGCAAAAGUUUGAUGGAUACCUCAAACGAUCCUGGCUCAAAAUAUGCGCAAGAUGAUGGAACAGAGGGUAGAGGAGUACAAGGCACAUCAGGGGCUGACAAGAGUUCAACGGUCUUGAACAAUGAGCAGCAGAAUACGACAGUAGAAGGAGGAGCACAAGACACGAAUCGUAAAACGCCAAAGAGGCGGCGUUCAAGAACAAAACGCAAAAAAAACAAAAGUGCAGACAGCGGUGAAAUUCCCGAGUUACAAAAUAGACUGCCAGGUAAAGCGACAGAAAAAGACAGUGAAAGCCGAGAUGGGAUUCAAAAGCAAGAACAGAGGCAUUCGCUAAAGAAAGCUGGUAGUAUUGAUAGUGUUUCACAGUCAGCCACCGAGGGGCAGAAGAGCAGUAGUGCAAAAGAAGUAACAAAGAAGCAAGACGCUGUCGAAAAGAACAAACAACCAAGCCAGAAAGUCAAGGGAAGAACAAACACGGUUGAUUCCUCAGGGGGCAAAGAUGUUACGAUGGUUCAAAGUCAUGUGCAAGCUGAUGCGAUGAUAGCAGAUAGCCGGAAGGAAGACGAAUUUGGACAACGAGGGAGGACUACUCAUCGGCAGAAUAGACGUUCAGGGUCAAGAGGUGCUGUUGGGGAAAGCUCCCCCCUCCGUGCAGCUCAGGAAGGGCUAGAGAAAAUAAAGGAUCGAGAAAAUGCCCAGAGCCGAAAAGAAAAUCAAAGUCGAAACGAAACAAGCCAACCUGUAAGGAUAGAGAGUAAAGAGAAACAACGACUAAUUCCUAAAGAAAAGAGACUGGCAAACGAAAGACAGAGUGCAGUUCUCAAUGGUAACAACAACCUGUCGGAAAACGAGGCACGUAGCAGAGAAACUGAAAUUGUAAGUGAUCACGUGAAAAUCGUGUCCGCGACUAAGGAAGGAGUCCCUUCGAGCAGAGAAAAAAAAGCAAAACAAGCAAUUAACAGAUUGGAAUCUCAAAGAAAGCCUCCAUCAGUCAAUGCUAUGACAGGUUUCCUCACAAAAACUCCACAAGAAAUCGUGAAUUGGUUAAUCCGAGAUCAUUCAUCCUUGUUUAAAAAACAACUUAAAAUCAAAGAUGAAGCGGUUGCUGUCCUAUUGAAACUUCUGGCCAAAGCUUGUGAUUGCAAGUCUUCCAGUAACCUUAAGAAACUUUUCAAAGUGUUAUCAUCAUCCUGGCUGCUCAACCGAAGGGCUCUGGCCAUUCUGAACCAGCUAACUGGGAAGGAAUCGAAGACAUCCCAAAAUGAGCAUUUUGCUAUGGAAACAAUCAGGGAAAUGGCUAAAGUGCAGACAGAGAUCCUUAGAAGACACCCAACUAAAAAGUACCCUCUGAUGGAGAAACUCCAUAGGCUGGUAAAUGCUCGCAAGUUACAAGAUCAAGGCGUGAUCUCUGUUGUGCAAGAGCAACAGAAACUGUUGAGUAAGGAGAAAGUUGCACAAUGCAAAAAAGAGGCAGUGCAAAAGAGAAAAAGUGCCAAAGCUGGUAAUGGUUUCUUUUUUUCCUUAAAUUUAGCAAUUGAGUGUAUUUUGGCCCCCAGGCUAACCAUUUCCAUUCCAUUCUUGUGUCCUUUUAUGACAAAUGACUAAGUUAAAGAAUAAAGGGUAAGAGCAUUAGCCCUUCGCUCUGAAGAAGGGCUAACGCACGAAACGUCAGCUUAACAACUCUUUACAGUUGCCAAUUUACGUUAUCAACUCAGUUGAUAAUACUAAAUUACCCUGUUUUGACUAAGUUAAAAGCCUGUUCCGACACUGCAUGGCAAAAUGUGCAACAAGCUGCAAUUAAUUCGUACAUCUUGUAAUCGCUUUCUUAGUUUGCACAGAGUAAUAACUAUGUUUCGGUAUCAUUUUCAAUCUACAGAUGUUACCGAUGUUAAGAUGAAGCCGCCCGGGAAAAGCUCAGAACUUCCAAACUUGGAAGCAAAACAAACUGUUGCUACAACUAUCGAAGGGAAGAAAUUUCGCAAGAGUACCUUCCCUCUCGGCGCGGCCGAGCAAGGGCUGGAGCAAACAAAGGAUGGAGAGUAUGCGACAAGUCAACAAAAAGUUCAAAAUGGAAAUGAAAUGAGCCAAACCGUUGGUCGAGAGAACAAAUCAAUAAAAGAAGGAAUUCCUAAUGAAACGAAAGAGGAAAAUACAAGUCAAAAUGAAUUUAUCAACGGCAAUAGCAACUUUUCAGAGAACGGGGUACAAAGCGGGGAAGUUGAAAGUGAUCGGGUGAAAAACCGGUCCGAGAAUAAGGCAGAAGUUCCUUCGAGCAACGGAAGAAAAGCAGAACAAGCAAUUGACAGAUUGGAAUCUCAAAGAAAGCCUCCAUCAGUCAAAGCUAUGACAGAUUUCCUCUUAAAAACUCCGCAAGAAAUCGUGAAGUGGUUAAUGCUGGAUCAUCCUUACCUAUUUAAAAGGCAACUUAAAAUCAAAGAUGAAGCGGUUGCUGUCCUACUGAAACUUCUGGCAAAAGCGUGUGAUUCCGAGUCUUCCAGUAACCUUAUAGCGCUUUUCAGAGUGUUAUCAACAUCCUGGCUGCUCAACCGAAAGGCUUUGGCCAUUCUGAACCAGCUAACUGGGAAGGAAUCGAAGACAUCCCAAAAUAAGCAUUUUACUAUGGAAACAAUCAGGGAAAUGGCUAAAGUGCAGACAGAGAUCCUUAGAAGAUACCCAAAUAAAAAUUACCCACUGAUGGAGAAACUCCAUAGGCUGGUAAAUGCUCGCAAGUUACAAGAUCAAGGCGUGAUCUCUGUUGUGCAAGAGCAACAGAAACUGUUGAGUAAGGAGAAAGUUGCACAAUGCAAAAAAGAGGCAGUGCAAAAGAGAAAAAGUGCCAAAGCUGGUAAUGGUUUCCUUUUUUUCCUUAAAUUUAGCAAUUGAUUGUUUUUUGCCCCCAGCCUAACCAUUUCCAUUCCAUUCCUGUGUCCAUUUUUGAGCUUAUUGACUAUUGUCUAUUAGACGCUGGCAAAAAUUGCAACAAACUUCAAUGAAUCUUUACUAACUUGUAUCGCUAAGGAGUAUGAUAAAACCCGCAAAACUACCACUUAUUUUGCACAGCAGAGUAGCAAAUAUGUCUUGGUAUCACCUUCAACUUACAGAUAUUACUGAUGACAACUUGAAGCCUCCCGAGAAUUUUCGCUUGCUGAGUGUUAUUCCAACUCGUGAGAACAUCAUUUCAAACCAGGGCCAAGACCAAAAGCUGUUCCUCAGAAAGAACAAAGUUGAAGGGCACUACAACGACGAGGAACACUAUUUAGACGUUCAGUUUCGGCUUCUACGUGAAGACUUCUUAAGACCUCUUCGCAAAGGGAUCCAACACUUAAUGGGCAAAGACGUCCCUGAUGAUACCGAUGACGAUAAUGUAGGAGAUGUCAGAGUCUACAAAGAUGUGAGAAUACUACGGCCUGCGUGUACUUCAAAUGGAGUCGCAUUCAAGAUUAAGUUUGAUGUUACAGGUUUCAGUCGAGUUCGAUGGGAGAACAGUAAGAGACUGAUAUUUGGAUCAUUGUUGUGUCUAUCGAAGGACAAUUUUAAGAGCUUCGCUUUUGCCACCGUCGCAAAUAGAGAACUAAGCGAUAUAAGAAAGGUAAGAGUACUAGUUACUGAAACAAUAAUCAAUAAUCAUUGUUUUAAUGGACUCUAGCUAUUUCUUUUCCCAUACCCCAAUAUAAUACGAUCAGGAAUUAAAUGGAUCACAGACGGACUAUUUGCCCUUGCCUUUAAACCUUGUUCAGCUGUUUCGAGCGAGGAAACUCUGCACAGUGCACUAACCUCUUGGAUUCAGUCAUUAUGUAUCAGUGCAAACAUCCAACUUACCUUUACUAGGAAAGAAAGAGAAUUCAAGUUGUCCUUUAUGUUGUCGUAUUACAGCAUGUGAAUAUAAAAGCUGUUAUCCUGUCUGCGGGAAUACAAUUUUUUUAAUCUUUUGAAUUUUUUUUUAUUAUAAAACUCAGGGCGAACUAGAAGUGCAGUUUGUCUCGCCUGGUGGUGAAGCCGGAAUACACACGGGAGAUUUAUGCCAAAUGGUCGAGUCCAUAGCUUUCUUUGAGGCAUAUCGACCAGUGCUUGAAGGAUUGAAGACGAUACCUUCCGGAGAAUUUCCUUUUCAGGUAAUAAUCAAUAUGUCAGGCUAGGAAUGUUCGCCAACUUAAGACUGAGCAUGUCGACAUAUAGUAGUGCUCGUAGUAUUCAGGUCUCCUUCAAUCCAACUUGUAAAACUUUUGCUCAAUGGGUUGUGUCCUCCAGAGUAGUACAAUAGGAAAUUAUUUAUUCUGGCGUGAAGCCAAACUAUAUCAUGGCGUGAAGCCAAAUUAUAUAAUAAGAUCAAAUGGAAUUACUGGCGGAUGACCGAUGAAGCAUGUACUGAUCUUGAAGCCAAAGGAAAACACCUUUCCUCUAAGUAACCGUUAGUGGAACUCCUUAAAGCUAUUCCUUUGUUUCCAAUGCCAACCGGCGUGGAAUAUUUAUCAACAUGGUGUUGACUUUUUUUUAGAGAUACAUUGUGAAGUGUCAGACAGAUGUACAAUCACCAGCCUACCUAAGGAAACCCGGUGGUCACCAUGCAAAGUUCGAUUUUUCUCCUCUUUUUUCAAACGAAGAAUCACUUGAUCACAAGUAAGUGAAGACUCGGCAGGUUCUUAGAUACUAUGUUAAUUCAUCCGCUGACUAACUGACCACUUAAAACCAAAUAAGUGCCCCUCUCAUGUACCUUCGCUAAUUUUAUGUGUGAUGUUCCAAAGAUGUCUUCUGCCAGGAAUUACGGAUCAAAGGAAAAAGGACUUGAUUUUGAUGGUUAACGGUUUAAGUUAUCCAUUUUGAUUGGUGACGGUUAAAUUUCCGCCUCUAAUGGCUGACAGUUUGCCCCAAUGAUACCCUCUUACGGAUGUGACUAAUGAAGUAUUAAUAAAAUGUAACGGUAACAGGGUUGUGAUUAAUCUGUUGAAAUGUGUUCAUAAGUUGUCAUGAGGUGAUCUGCAUUCAUUUUCAGGUCGAGUCCCGCAUGUGUGCUAAAGCGUGAGAAUCCUGGUGGUCUUGAAGUCUCAGGUAAAAGAGAAAAAAAAAAGUUACAGCAAAAUCAUGUUUUUAUGCUCUCGUUUUUUUAAAAACUUUUAAAGAGGUUUAGCUGUGUUACUGUCAAUGAGGCACUUGUAAAGAUAAUUUCAAGGGUGAUUUUAAAAAAGCUGUUUCGGAAAGACCUGAUAGCUAGUAGCAUCAAUGGAUGAUUUCAGUUCAACGGUUUUGUUUACAUUAUCUGUAUGUUCAAAAGAUACUACAUAACUGGAACAAGAACAAACAUCAUCUAAUGUAAAGUUGUUUUAAUUUGAAGUAUAUACCCAGGGUGCGGGGAAUUUUUUUGAUUAACCGUAGAAUUAGCUCAGAUCAGACUUGAGUGUAUAUGUGUACGUUUAGACGCACUUUGAUAUCAUUUACUAAUUUCUAGUCUCUUUUUGGAUAUCAAAAUUAGUUUCGCAGAUGUCAUAGGAAUCCCUCUCUUUAUAGAUAAUAUCGUGUUUAUGAAGCUCUUUGUCAAAUCACACUUGUCAAUCACGACACAAGGUUGGCUACCGCAGACUUUCUCAAUUUGUUAUAGUAGUAUGGUCGAAUAUAGGUUGCGUCAAAUGUUGGCGCAGGCCAGCAGUUGGCGGUUAGCUGAUUGCAACCACUACUCUGAGUUCCUCUUUGGAAAUAAAAUUUCUAGGUUACCAUGCUGGACUAUUGGUCUCAGUGUUGGACCCAGCCUCCUGGCCGGUGGCGGAGGAUCUGAAGUUGGAUGAUUCACAAUUUAACGCCUUACAGCUGGCGCUGACCAAAGAGUUUGCAGUAAUCCAGGGACCGCCAGGCACCGGAAAAACCCACAUCGGAUUGAUGGUAUUUUCUCCUUUUUUCAGGAGAUUUUGUCUUAAGACCGAAGUUAAAAAGAGAUAGUUGGCAUUUAUCUAAUCUCAUAUCUCUCUCUAGCUGCUGGGGAGGCAUGUCAAAUUUUUUUCUGAAGCUUUCCUAAAUAUGUACUUUCUUGGGUUAAGUGCUGUAAUCGCUGUUGACCAGAAGAAAACAAGACGUUUUAUCGAUACCCUGCGGGCAUAACGUCUAAAAGUACUUCUUUUAAAAAGUGCUUUAGGUUGCUAAGGAUAUCGAACUUAUUAUUUUCUUUUUGUAAAAUGUUUUACAGAUAGCAAAGGUUCUUUUGCACAACACAAGCGUUUGGCACGGAAGAGAAGGAGGACCUAUUCUUGUCGUCUGUUACACUAACCACGCUCUGGACCAAUUCUUGGAAGGAAUCCACGCCUUUCACCCGGAAGGAAUUGUCCGUGUUGGAGGAAGAAGUAACAGCGAGACCAUUCAAGAAUGUAGUCUCGCAAAAAUUAAACAAACAAGGAGGGAGGUAACUGAAAAUCAUAUGUAUAACAUCUUAAGUGAACAAACACUCCACUGGAAAUUUAACGACGGAACAAAUUCACUAGCAACGUUUUCUGGCAAGGUGGAAGGUAGGCCUUGAGAGUUUUAAGACAUUUAACAACUGUUUGUGGUGAGAAUUAUGACCAAACACCGUCAUAUAUUUAAUAGAAACAAUUUCUUACAAUUCAGACACAAAAUUCAUGGUUAUGGCUUGUUGAACACACAAGAGAGUGUAGAAACUACAUAACUUAAAUUCAUAUUUUUAAAUUGAAAUUACUGAAACUGCUUUCAAAGCUUAUGAUACUAAUAAUUCUGUAAGUAUAUGGCAUACUAAAGAUACUGAUUAUUUGUGAAAGCAUGGAUAUAUAUAUAUUUAUCUGUUAAUUAUUUAGGAGAAUCUGACACCUGUUCAAAUCAGAAAAGCUUAUGGUCAGAUCCGAGGAGAAAUGAGAAGUCUGUCAGCCUUGAUUGAUGAUCACGAGGAAAUGUUGCAUGAAUUAUCGAAGACUUUGCUUCACGAGGAUGAGCUUGUUGAUUACGGCAUGGUCCAGAAGCAUUACGAUUCCUUGACGAGAGGAUCACGAAAUAAUGGGGCAAAGAAAAGAGAAUCAGUCAUUCCACAGUGGCUUGGGCUUCCCGUAGAGCCAGCGGACCCAUACCAAGAGGGUAGGAUAUUUUCGCAAUAUCGAAGGAGUAAAAAUAUCACGCGUUUUGAUUUUUUGUUGUUUUGGCAACUAAGUAGAGGGAAAUGUUUUUUUUGUCUUGACACAAGUGUGGGGUAACCCAAAAAAUUUCAACAUUGCUGCAUUAUUUCUCAAGAUUCACCUUUCGACAGAUCUUUUUAAACAAUCUAAAUUGUAGGUUCAGAGCCACCUUAAGAUACCGGUGAUUUCAGUCGAGGCAACCACUUUCCGGUGAAAGUAGCCGUCAUUCCUUUUCGCUUUAUUGGUUUUUAAUCGACCACUUCACAUGAUCCCACCUCAUCAAUAUUCAUGACGAUAAAAUAGUGUAUUCCGGGCUCCUUCUUUUUUAUACUAUUCAACUGUGACAUUAUUUUAUAAUAAUCUGUGAAUUCUUCGCAUCUGUUUCAGGUUUCGCUCAACCUCUUGCUAUGUUUCCCUUUAAUGCUGAGUGUGGAGGUUUGGAGUAUUUCUCUCAAGAAAAUAUAGCUUAUUUAUCACCACGUGUUCAGUACACCCCAGGUGUCGAUGGGAGUCCAGGAGGCUCUCUAGAACUAUCCGGAUUUGCUGACUCGUUCAUCGAGAUUCCAAAUUGGUGGGGAGGGUUUGCAGACGCUGCGGUUUCCAUAACGUUGCUAGCAUUUAUCUACCCUUUGGGAGGAAGCGGACCAAUUGUUAGCUAUGAUGUUCACGGCUGUGGUGUUCAACUUUGGCAUGAUGGUUUUGAGGAAAAAAUGGGUGUAUUGACAGCUUACUUCACUCAAAGAGAUCUUUUGCCCUCCGCGUUUUAUCUAAGAGCAGCUGUUCUGCGCAUAAACGAAUGGAACUUCAUCGGUGCCUCCUACGAUCACGACUCUGGAUUUGCUCGUUUGUGGCACAAUGGAAAUGAAGUAAUGGCAGUAUUUAUUGGGGAGACGCAUUUGGCGACGCAGUUCCCCAUAAGGAUCGGUGCUCUCGCGAGCACCUGGGUGGGGUAUAGCUUCAAAGGGAGAAUUUCGCAUUUGCACAUAUACGCCGAGUCACUGACAGCCGAGAACAUUCGAGCAGUCGGAGGCAUGUCUUCACACGGUAAGUUUAAUUAGUUUAAAUCUCUCUAAAAGGAGAUUACAGUUUCAGCAGGAGUCAAAAUAAGAGACUUUUUCCUCAUGCUCCUCCUCACGCAGUUUCAAUCAAUUCCAACCACUUUUCCUACAGAAAAAUAGGCAAAGAAAAACUGCGUUACAUUUCGAUGCAAUAUAUGGCGCCUGCUAUGUUGGAUUUCAUUCUUUUUCAGAGAGAUUUCUGAAAUUUGAUUGGCUCAGACCAGAAGUAUUUUAACCAAACUUGAAAUACUUACAUGUAAAAAUCACAGUUUCCAUGGUAACCAAAUUAUAUUAAAAAUAUGUAUGAAGAAAACGAUUUGAUUUGCACUAUAAUUUUAAAAAAAUCAUGAUUUCUUCGGAGUAUUUGGGAUAAAUGCCCGCUCAUGAUAUUUCAAAAUUUCCCCAAUAUCACUUGCCUCCUCGCGGCUCGUAAUAUUUUGGUGAAUUUUUAAAUAUCACGUGCAGUUUCUAUCUCAAUACCCCAUAGAAACCAUGCUAUUUCCUGCACUUAUUUAUUGUUUAUCUUACUUCUGUGAUUAAUGAUGAAACUCAAUUUUUUAAACAGAGACAUACAGGUUCAGCGAAGAGAACGCAGGAGAGGCAAGAGGUAAAAACAACGAAGAACAAGGAGAAUUUGACUACAGGGAGAGUUCCGCUAAUUUUCGAUUUGACGCUAAUGUCUUGCAAGAUCAAAGGAUACUAGAAACGGAUGAGGUUACCAGAUUUGGGCGCGAGUCUUCCUUGUCUCAUUUGAACACGAACAACACGAGCGAUGAGUGUGAGUUUCCAAUGUGUGCUCAUGAAGGUGCAUCAAGGGGCAACUGGCAAUUCCAGAAUUCAAAACGAAUUAAGCAAAAGAUCAAACGAAUUAUUCAGAGAGAGCUUCAGCGAGAAGACGUAAUGAGUGAAGAAGAAGCCUCUGAGGUAAUUUCGCAAACCGAAUUAGUUUGUCUAUUAUUUAACGAACGUAUAUUGAGAAAUGGUAAAGAAACCAGUGAGGCACGUGGUUGAUUCAAACCUCAUCACUUAUGAGGGUAAAUAGUGAAAAUAUUCUUCUUGAUGUCGAUUGUUACGUUUUAGGUGGAGGAUGUGUGGAAUUUGUCUGAGAAAAACCGCUGGCGACUAUAUCGCAGAUGGAUGUUCGAUGCACGUGAGACUUGCGCCGAGCAUAUCUGUGAUUUCCAAGAAUUGUAUGAUGAUCAAGUUCUUCAGUUAAAAGAAGUAAGGAAACAAGAGGAAUGCGAGAUCCUUAAAAAAGCUGAUGUCAUUGGAAUGACCACGACAGGUAAGCGGCGACUUAACGAAAACCCGACAUUGGUGAGUAGUCGUAUAAGAGAGGUUUCUUUCGUUUUGAUUUGUGCGAAGCAGCCGUCAAGAUGUACUUAAUUUUGCUAACCACGCGUCCUGUUAAUUUCGUGGCCGACGAUAUUUUCUGACUGAAGGAGUUCGACUAUAGAAAGGAUAACAAGACUAUUGACAUAUAAUUCUGCAAAUACUGCUUGGUCCUUAGUAGCUAUUGCGUCCAAGAAAAUGGUCUCUUUUGCCUUUCCAACAACAGAUCCGGGUCUCGGGUUGAAUCACCUGGUACAAGGUAUUCCUGUCACUCACACCAGGUUUAAGCGGAUCGUUUUAUCCCCAUCUCUUUUGGUAAACGGUGUGUUUAAGCUUUGAAGAAAAGCCUGGUUUUUAGUGAACGUACUUUGUCUCUCUCUUUGAAAUUUGAGUUAUAACAAUUUAGCAACCUUGCAAAAAGACAGUGUUAGUGAAAAAAUCAUUAUUUCAUCAAUGAGAACUUUAAAUCCUGGUCUUAAAGGUUUGUCUGUGAUUGUGGAAGUAGCUUGUAAAGAUCUUGCCCGAGGACUAGGCAGGCAGCAGGGUGUCAUCAUUCACACCUGACGUUUGAAUGAUGACACCUCAUCUGUCUUAAGAAGCGCUCUAGACAGAUGGUGCUUUAUCAUGGAUGUCAUGAGUAAUUCAUGUACACAGAAUAAUCUUCUUAGUUCUUCCCGCAUUUUGGAAGAAUAGUUAAAGUGUUUAGAGAAUUUGAGAAGAAAAGUCUAAAGAUAAUUACCACCAGUUAAAUCGAAAACGAAGCUUUAUGUUAAACUGAUUCAUUAAUUGUUUAGAAAGUGAACAAAUGCUAUGUCCUUAAUGGUUUGUAUCAAGGUGCUGCCCGGUAUCACAGUUUGCUACAAGACAUUCAACCGACAAUUACUAUCGUGGAAGAAGCCGCUGAAGUGCUAGAGGCGCACAUUGUAACCUCUCUAACCAAAGGAUGUAAGCAUUUGAUUCUGAUUGGUGAUCAUCAGCAGCUCCGACCCAAUCCCACAGUCUACGAUCUCCAAAUCAACUACAAUUUAGACGUAUCCUUGUUUGAGAGAAUGGUAACGAACGGAAUGAAGUUCUCAAGGCUGAGCCUACAGCACCGAAUGAGACCAGAGAUCGCCAAGAUGCUGGAUCACAUUUAUGUAGCACCGAAACUGGAGAAUCACGAGUCUGUUAAAUUUGAAAACAUAGUGGGCGUGGAAAGAAAUUUGUUCUUUGUGAAUCACAGAGAGAAAGAGGUAAUAUAUAGAUUUAGCCAAUCCUAAAAGCAGAGCUGGCUUUUUUUUCCCGCACGUCUCAAGGGCACAACGCCUUGCCCCGGCCAGGACUAGAACCCGGGUCGUCCGACUCGGAGCCCAGUGCACUGACCACGUGCCCGUGGUACAUUUGACCACGCAUGUUAAAAGUAGCACCUUGUAAGGUCGUACGGUCGUACGGUCGUACGGUCGUACGGUCGUACGGUCGUACGGUCGUACGGUCGUACGGUCGUACGGUCGUACGGUCGUACGGUCGUACGGUCGUACGGUCGUACGGUCGUACGGUCGUACGGUCGUACGGUCGUACGGUCGUACGGUCGUACGGUCGUACGGUCGUAUAUCCAAAUUAUUUCGGCUCGAUGGGUUACUACUAUUUUGUAUAAUUAUGGGGCUACGCUCUGCGAGCUCCGCUAUUAGACAGUGACUUGUUUUUUUGUCGUAAAUUAGAAGAAUCUUCUGCAUAUAUUUUGUUCAAACAAGGGUGCAUUAUUAUGGCAUCAUUUGAAUUAAAAGAAAAAGAGAGCUUGAGAGGGCGAUGCAAUCUAAAAGGCGGUCCUAGUCGCGUGUGCAUAUUUUUUUUAAUGACACUUUGCAUUAUCCUGACUUCCCCUUUAUGCUAGUUUUAAUGUCUAGAUCAGACCUUUCUGUUGAAUUGUAUAUGCCAUUUUUCGUUCUUUUGACUGUGUGAAUCUUUUUAUUUCUCCGUGCAGAAUUCUAUUCGUGAAGGAAAAAGCAAAUCCAAUGCCCACGAAGCAAAAUUUUUGACAGCACUAUGUCGUUACUUCAUUCAACAAGGUUAUCAGCCAUCACAGAUAACUAUUCUCACAGCCUACAGUGGACAGCUCGUCGAAUUCAGGAAAGAGAUGAUAGACGACAAAGAGUUUUUUGAAGGAGUUCGUGUUACAGCAGUGGAUAAUUUCCAAGGAGAAGAAAAUGACAUCAUUCUUCUCUCGCUCGUCCGCAGUGAAAGGAUUGGUUUCCUCAAAAUUGCAAAUCGUGUUUGUGUCGCUUUAUCACGAGCUCGUAAAGGCUUCUACAUCAUUGGAAAUGCGACUCUUUUAGCAGAGGAAGACUCUAAUCUUUGGGCAAAAAUCAUCGCAGAUAUGCAGGAGGAUGGCAAUCUAGGCAAUGAAUUGAAACUGGUUUGUCAGAACCAUCCCCAGAAUGUAAUUCACGCUUCUUGUGCUGAGGAUUUUGAAGACUCUCCCGAAGGAGGUUGCAAAGAAACGUGUAUGAUGACUCUGGAAUGUGAACACGUCUGCGAGAGAUUAUGUCACCCGAUUGAUCUUGAGCACAAAGAGAAAUUUGCUUGCGAGAAGCCUUGUACCAGAACCAUUUGUGACCUUCAGCACAUCUGCCCCAGGACAUGUGCCGAAAAGUGUGGUCCUUGUAUGGAGAGAGUGGUGAAGGUCAUCCCGGGAUGUAAUCACGAGCAGCUUGUCCCUUGCUCCAUCGAUGCUACUACCUUCAAGUGCCAGGCGAGGGUGUCAAAGGAAACCUCUCCCUGUCGCCAUAUCAACGAGGUGGAGUGUUUUGUGGCCCCUGCUGACAUCACCUGCAAGGAGCCUUGUAGUAAAUUAGAGUGUGGACAUCCAUGUCCCGGUAAGAUAAUAGGUCUAAGCUUUUCUUAGACAUAAUAUUAGGAUCUAUCUUUUAGAAAUAACAGGGGAGCAAAUCCCUUCCAAGAGCUGCUGUCCGGAAAUCAGAAGCAGAUCGAAAGUGAAUCUUCAAGAGCAGCUGGAACAUUUUUUGGGCAUCGGCCGGAGUCAUUUUCAGAGAGGAUAAGUUUUGUAGCUCCACGUAAACUCAAGUUUAUCGUUUAUUACCUUUAGCAACUAAUGCACGGGUGGUAAGAUCUGAUGGUGCGUUACUUUAGCGUCCCUGUAUGCAUUCAUUUUUUCUCUAACGGGGCUAGGAGCGACAGAACGUUCAGCUAGAAAGGCCUCAGAAAAUGUUAUCUGGUCAUAGAGAAUGUUUGGAAGGCUUUUUCAAGUAACCAAUUGUAAUUAGCUGUUCAACUUUCACUCUAGAAAGAAAACAAAUUAACGAGAAAACUCCUCUCCUCUGCGCACGUUGGCUGUGCUAAUACUUACCUUCGUCACACAUCAAAACGGUAAGGUCUGUUGACGGGAAGCAACGAUCGCAGCACCACUGUUGAUGUUUGUUAAUCCUUUAUCUUAAAGUUUUUCUUUUAAUGCUUUUCGUUUAGGUUACUGUGAUCGAUGUCAGGGAGGCCGUCUCCAUUUGCCGUGCCGGUCUCCAUGCAGCCGAAUACUUUUCUGCGGCCACACUUGUGUGGAUAAAUGUGUAAAGUCCUGUCCACCCUGCUCAUCAAAAUGUCGUAAUCAUUGCGAUCACCAAAUCUGCAAACGGAGUUGUGGUGAUCCUUGUCAGCCAUGCUUUGAGGAGUGCUUAUGGCAGUGUCCACAUCAUAAAUGUACUAAACGUUGCGGAGAGAUUUGCGACCGACCGAGAUGCGAUGAGCCAUGCUCUAGGCUGUUACCGUGUGGCCAUGUGUGUGUCGGUGUUUGUGGUGAUAUUUGUCCCGAAUUAUGCCGAGUUUGCGAUUCGGUUGAGUUCCACGAGAGUGCGUCUGGAGCAAUGUUCAUUGAAUUGGUUGACUGUGGUCAUGUGGUAGAAGUUGGGCAACUGGACAAAUGGAUGGACGGAAGAGAUAAAGCCGACGCACAGACUGGAAAUGACGAUGCCGAAAUCAGAUAUAAAGUUUGCCCAGAGUGCAGAACUCCAAUUCUGUACAGUCGUAGGUAUGGAAAACUAGUCAAGGAAAUUCGUGCCGAUUUUGAAGCUAUAAAGCGUCAAGUUCGUCUUGCUGAUGUCACAAGCAUUGACCAGAUACAGAGGAUUCGGCAAGAGGCUCAAGAGGUCAAAGAAAUUCCGAAGAUAUUGCUUGAGGACAUCGCCAAAUGCGGCACCGGUGGUCGUAGUACUUGUGAAGAAGUCCACACUUGUGAAAAUCGAGUGACUUUCCUGAAAUUUCUUGGAAGUUUAAUCACAAAGCACAAGAUCACAAAAGAAUCCAACUGUGAGCUAUAUGACAAAAUAAAUCUCCUGAAAGCACGGGUAAUGAUGAGGCGGGAUUGCUUCAGUGAACAGGAACUCAAUGAAUUUCAGAAUGAGUUGUUACGAACAAAGCUUCUGGUGUCUUUCGAAGGCCUGACGACUACUCUCGAAACUAACAAGUCAGUCCUUAGUCUCUGUCCUAGUGAUGCCAAAACUGUAGAAUCUAUAAGUAGUGCUCUGGAAUCCGGCAAAGUAAUUGGUACGUAUAGGUAUAAGUCACAUAAUUUAUAGAAAGUUCAAAAACUCAUUAAUAAUUCAUAAGCCCAUUAACCUAUCAAAUGGUAGAUAAUACAUCACGUGCAGUGACUUUAUAUCGAUAAACCUCAUCCUUAUUAGUAUGCGGUGUUUUAUCAGAUAUAAAGACACUGCACGUGACUUAUGAAUGUUUUUCUCGUAUGCUAAUUUGGAUACGCUUGGAUACGAAUUUUAUCUUCGAGUACGGUGUUAAUAACUUCUUUCAUGAGUGAGAGGAGUGAUCGAGUGAGAGAUGUUAUCAACACGAGAAAAUUAAUUCGUGUCUGAAAGCAGGCAUGUAUUUUUCUGUUUAAAGUAGAUUGGUUAUUUGAAGCAAAUACAAUUUUGAAACUCCGUAUGAAAGAGCAACGAUUGCAGAGAUAACCCGCUCGUAAUCUCAGCUCGAAGAAAGCUACUUCAACUUUCGGCAUAAAAUAUUAUGACUAUUCCUCGUAAUUUCCCUGCUAAAAAAGUUAAGUCAGCCAGAAAGCGUUUCGUAGAUGUAGUACACCUUUUCGUGAAAAGUAAAAACCGCCCUUUUGAUUAAUACGGUUAUCCCGACGACAUUAAUAGCUUCACAUGCGAAGAUACUGAUGGUAUACGUCCACUACGUGUGGUGAAGACACAAUGGUUUGGAAACUGGAGAAAUUCCGUCAUUUCAUCGAUAUAAACAUGAAAAUACAAGUUAUGAUAAGUUUUUCGAUCACGGUUCGCAACCAAACGAAUCUAGAUUUACUGACGCCGUAGUGUCCACCUGAUUUUUUAGUCUUUUCCACAAAAACUCCUCUACUUGCCCUGUGUGUAUAUUCGAGUAUUUAUUUGACUUUGAAUAUCUAAAUUUAGUAUAUACUAAAACAGUAAAUAGCGUUGAAGGUACGCCCUGAUUGGCUACCCAAACUCCAAAUAUCCCGUGCUAUUCAACUCCGAGCGACUCGCGCGGGAUUUGCCCUCGAAAACAUUGUAAUCGUUGCUGGAAUAAAUUAGUUAAAAUUUUUUUUAUGUGCUACAUUUUCUCGCUGUUUUAGUAUAUAUAUAAACAACUGUUCACCUCAGGUCAGUGUCUAGCGAUGGAUAUUUACCUCGCUCCUUCGUGGCUCGGUAAAUAUCCACCACUAGCCACCUCAGUCCACUUCGGUUUAUUGAUGUCAAAUAUGAUUUCUCCGCGUAAUCUUAGGUUAUUCAUUCCAGUCGGUGGGACUGUGGAUAAGCAUGUGAUGAGAGGUUACCUACUCAGUUGCACAACCAAAAUAGAUUCAAUGAUGCUGUGUCUUUCAUUUUAUAGCUCGUAACAAAAUAGAAGAGUUCUUGGAUGAUAUCAAUGGAAUAGAGCAGAGACAUGGGCUCUCAAAGAAAGAGGAGGAAAAGUUUUGCUUAGAAAAGUUGAGGGAUGAGAUUGUCAAGUCGAAGCACUUAACACAAGGACCCUGGUACAAAUGCAAGAAAGGUUAGAUACACCUUGUUAAGAUUUCUUAAGGAGUUACUGCGGAGUAGAAGGGUGAAUACUGCCAAGGAAAACUCAGUGAAAGCAAUUGCUGUAAAUGCACAGAUUGAUUUUGUCGAGUCAUUUAUCAUUACAUUGAAUUAAUGCAUUUAUUAUCCACGUCAUACACAUCCAUUCUUGUUCCCUUUAAGGUCAUAUUUACCCAGCUGCAGAAUGCAGUGAAAACGAAUUCUCGAUUAAGUGUCCAGAUUGUCUUGCAGCAGCAAGGACUACUGAAUCACAUACCAAGGUACUCAUAUCAAAUAUCUUGCCAACUUGUCUCAGGUCUGAGAAUGUACCUUCAGCGACAGGUAGAAUUAAACCACAACAAUAAAGUAGUAAAAAAAUGGCGCUAAGGGAAAGAAAGCGUGCAACUUACCGCCGCAAAGAUACACUAAGCAGUAUGACUAUCAAACGUGAGCAAGCCAGGCACUUGGUUCAAGAAUUGAAUAUUUUUUAAUAAUUUGGCGUUUUAUUUUUUAUUGAGGAAGUUACGUUCUGGUUUUGUGGUAUCCAUUCACUUCAAAAACAUCUGAUACCAACAUCAACUCUAAUUGAGAGUGCUUUACUCAUUUUUUCCACAGACCGUUCCUACUCCGGUGAAACUCAGCGAGUUCAUGAAUGCGACGUCUAAAAAUGAGUUCGCGGUGAGCUCUAAAAGGCGGAGGGAGAAACGCCCAUCCAAAACUUCCAAGGCCCACAAAUGAGCUCUUGAAUUUGAGAGAUUUCUCAGACGUUCAAUCAUUUCAAACUGGGGAUAUUAUUUUUAUCGAUUAUCGUCUAUCUUAACCGUUCCCUUCCUGAUUUACAAUUGUAUUCUUUUAGAAGUUCGACAAGUACUCUAAUCAACAAAUGAACGUCGCAACAAGAAUGAUUUUAUAGUCAUAACCUACAUGAUUUACUGGUUACAAGAAACCAAUCAACCGAAGAACUUACUGUUAAAUUGCUCCUUACCACACCAGUUGCGGGAGUUUGAUUCUGCCGGCAACCAGUUUGAAUAUUGAGGGAAGAUUACUGGCGAAGUAGUUCUCUCCAAGCAUUUCGAUAAAAAAUUAAGCGCCAAUUUUAAAUGACGUUUUUUACUUCCUGCAGGGGAGGGGUAACGAGAAUUUAAAGCCUUUGCAUUUAUCUUGAAUACGGCUAUUUUGAAUUGUUAUGACCUACUAAAGUAAGAAGUGUUUGGGAACUACUAAAAUUGGGGAUGUUUUGACUAAGUGUUUGGAAAUUGUUUCGGUCUGUUAGGUCAUUUUGGAAUCUUUAUGCGAGUCUUGAGAGCCUUGUUUUGUUAUGAGCUGACCUCCUUUUAUUUUUACCUCUUGAGUGAUGUGUCCUUGACCGUUGUGAUAGGACUUAAUUCUCGCACGAUUAUCGCCAUCGCUAGUCAUGUUUGGGUUUGUCUUUGACCUUGCUUAGAAUCUUCAAUGGGAGGUUUUGUUUGGGUUUUGGUUCUCGAAUAUUGGUUGACGGAUGUUAAGUACUUUGUUUUUCAUUUCGAAUGUCUUUUGAGGUUGUUUUUUUGUUACCCUACCGAGGUCAGUUGUCCUGUAAGCCCAAACAUCCCUACCGAUAAAGUAUUUAAGAGCGUGUACUAAGAGCUGAAGUCAUAAGAAGACCGAGUCCCAGAGAGUGAAAUAAAGUUCCUGAACAGACUCCUGGUGCCUCCUGUUUGCACGC
Pocillopora meandrina is the source of this 17365-nucleotide messenger RNA. Lineage: Eukaryota; Metazoa; Cnidaria; Anthozoa; Scleractinia; Pocilloporidae. The record is from the annotation of a GenBank genome assembly.